Messenger RNA from Misgurnus anguillicaudatus (oriental weatherfish), 6855 nucleotides. It is a transcript of the gene lingo3b, whose product is annotated as leucine rich repeat and Ig domain containing 3b. Gene Ontology annotation, cellular component: plasma membrane. Gene Ontology annotation, molecular function: protein binding. The record is from RefSeq and is a predicted model, not a curated record. NCBI's taxonomy places the organism in Eukaryota, Metazoa, Chordata, Actinopteri, Cypriniformes, Cobitidae.
AGACGCUCCCUGAGCGUGACAGCGGGGUGAGCUGAGAGACGAACAGCCGCAGAGAGAGACAGAGACAUAGAGAGACAUCACUGAGACAGCAGAAAGACAUCACUGAGACAACACCGAGACUGUGUGUGUGUGUAUGUGUGUGUCUGUGUUGAGAUGCGUCUCUGACGUGUGUGACUGAGAGGUAAGCGCGCGCGCGCGCGGUGUGUAUGGAUGUAAUCGCGUGACCUGUGGACAGACAGAAGAAUGUGACACACAAUGAGGACAGAGGCGUCACACUCCAGAGCUGGGUGUGUAGAGUGAAGUGGAGGGAGGCUCAUGGCUCUCUGGUGGGGUUUGGGUCGGCUGGGCCUCAUAUUGGCCCUAAUGGCCCUCUUGCACCCGACACAGAGCUGCCCACCGCGUUGCGACUGCGCGGCUCAGCUACGCUCCGUCUCCUGUCAGCGCAAGCGUCUCUCCGGAGUCCCGGAGGGUAUCCCAACAGAAACGAAGCUGCUGGAUCUCAGUCGAAACCGCUUGCGCUGGGUCGCGCCCGGAGACCUGGCACCGUACCCGAGGCUGGAGGAGGUGGAUCUGAGCGAGAACCUCAUCACGACUCUGGAACCAAACGCCUUCGCCAGUUUGCAGGCCCUGCGUACGCUGCGGCUCAGGGGAAACCAGCUGAAGCUCGUGCCUAUGGGAGCAUUCGCACGACUGUCGAACCUUACCACGCUGGACCUGAGCGAGAACAAGAUCGUCAUCCUGCUAGACUACACCUUCCAAGAUCUGAGGAGUCUCAAAAAUUUGGAGGUGGCUGACAAUGACCUGGUCUACAUAUCGCACAAGGCUUUCUCAGGGUUGCUGGGUCUUGAGGAUCUCGCAAUUGAGAGGUGCAACCUGACGUCCAUCUCUGGCCAAACUCUCUCAUAUCUGCGUAACCUCGUCACCCUGCGACUCCGUCAUCUCAGCAUCUUUGUACUCGAGGACCAAAAUUUUCGCAAGCUCACCGCUCUAAGAGGCCUUGAGAUUGACAACUGGCCCUAUUUGGAGUACAUCUCACCGCUGAGCUUCCAGGAUCUCAACCUGUCCUGGCUUUUCAUCACCAACACGAACAUCACGUCGGUACCGUCGGCGUCCUUCCGAAACCUGGCUUAUCUUACGGCGCUUAACCUCUCCUACAACCCCAUCUCUGUGCUGGAGCCCUGGGCCUUCAGAGAUCUUAUCAGACUGAAGGAACUACACAUGGUCAGCACCAAUCUGCUCACCAUAGAGCCUCACGCUCUCGGAGGCCUGAGACAAAUACGAGUUCUCAAUCUGUCCAACAACGGGCUCGUCGCUCUGGAGGAGAGCUCCUUUCAUUCCGUCAACAGCCUGGAAACUUUGCGAGUGGACGGAAACCCGUUGUCCUGCGACUGCCGACUUCUUUGGAUCCUGCAACGACGGCGUACCUUGAAUUUCGACGGACGGAUGCCCGUGUGCGCCGGGCCGGCGGAGGUGCGGGGAUACGCGCUGAACACCUUCACCGAUUCGGCGCUGUUCGAUUACUUUACUUGUCAGAAGCCAAAGAUCAGAAACAGGAAGCUCCAGCAGGUGACUGCACACGAAGGCCAAGCGGUGUCGUUCCUUUGCCGGGCCGAGGGCGAGCCGACGCCGGCCAUCGUCUGGAUCUCCCCGCAGAGAAGGAGGCUCGCGUCGAAAAGCGACGGCAGGAUCGCGGUGCUUCCGGGUGGUACCCUGGAGAUCCGUUACGCCCAAGUGACGGACAGCGGCACGUACAUCUGCAUCGCCAGCAACGCGGGCGGCAACGACACCUACUUCGCCACGCUAACGGUCAAGGGCCGGGCGGCAGACACGGUGCCGUUCGCCAACCGUUCGCUGUAUUCGGCGGACUUUAACGACACCGGCCUGAACGGCACGCGCGUUUUCCUCAAGUUCACGCUGGACCUGACCACCAUCCUGGUGUCCACGGCGAUGGGCUGCAUCAUGUUCCUGGGGGUCGUGCUCUUCUGUUUCCUGCUGCUGUUCGUGUGGAGCCGCGGACGGGGACAGCGCAAAAACAACUUCACGGUGGAGUAUUCCUUCAGGAAAACAGAAGGACCGAGCACCGCCGCAGCUUCCGGAGGAACGCGCAAGUUCAACAUGAAGAUGAUAUGAAACAACGCAGCCAGGGGUCCGCUGGGGGAAGCAUAAACUCCACAUGUAGACACAAACACACACAGUGCUGAUUUGCAGAAAUACAAGCCAAAUGGAAAACGGCGGGUCACGAUCUGAUCUUAUAUAAAAAUAUCCUUGUCCUCCAAACGCUUUUAUUUCUGAUGGUUAUAUAAUGUUACUGUCAGUGAAUAUCUCUGUACUUUUACAGCCGCACUGUCUUCUCUCUUCUUAGCUUUCAUACAAGUAAUCGCAUGUAAAUGUGCUCUUUAGAGGGAGCUGCUAAUUAGCAUUUAGUCAUUUAGAGACAAAUAAAUCCAAAGCUAUUUCCAUAAUGUCUCCUAAUACAACGCCUACUUUACUCCAGUUCACAGAGCCAAAGCUGAGAAGAGAAAAAAAAACAGGACCAAGAAAAUAAAUGACAUGUAAAUCCAUUGAUUUAACACAUUAUACUGAUAUAUUAGAUUUGGGUCUUAAUGACAAACAAAAUGUCGUCCUAAGAGAUGCCAUAAAAACAAAUCAUUCGUCGCCAUCGGCUUGAUGUUCUGCAAUAUGCGACUGUGUGAGUUGGGAUGAGCACACCGACCGCUUCGCUGUAAAGACAAUACCGUAGUAGCGGUGCUGUAUUACAGUUUACUGUCAGUCAGAAUCACUGUGUGUGUGUGUGUGUGUGUGUGUGUGUGUGUGUGUGUGUGUGUGUGUGUGUGUGUGUGUGUGUGUGUGUGUGUGUGUGUGUGUGUGUGUGUGUGUGUGUGUGUGUGUGUGUGUGUGUGUGUGCGUGUGCGUGUGUGUGUCUUUGGUUCUGACUGUGCACAGGUUCAGAUGCCUGUCUCCAACUGACGAUGAGGUUUCUUACCCACAAUUCCCCUCCAUCAUUCUGGGUUCACGCACAUACUGACAACCUGCUAGCCUUCAUGGGGACAGGCCGAGCGAGGGUCACAUCAGACAGAGAGAGAGAGAGAAAAGCGCACAUAUGCACACAAGCCAUACAAUCAGAUUUAUUAUCAGGUUUACAGCAAUAGCUUUCAUUGAGACCAAACCAAAUCUCUGGCAGAAAAAUACAAAUAAUGUCGUGAUUCAUAAACAGAAGCUUGUUAUAUUUGCAAUAACUGUAAAAUAAUAUUGAUUACAAGAGAAAUGCUUAUUUUGUGAUUGUUUCAAUUACUUUUACUCUUUAAAUAUUCAUGAGUGAUUGAUCAGUUAGGUUUGAUUUCAUAUAUUUGGUGUUUCUUCAUAGACGCACCCCGCCGAGCUCAGCUUCACUGUGAAUUCAUUUCUUUAUCUUUAUUUCACAAACAGUGAGACAUGACAUCAUUAUUCACAUAGAUUAUAUUUACAUUUAUUAAUGGUGCCAAAUAUCUGAUGAAUAAUUAGCUUGGCCUGUACAACAUCCAAAACCAUAUACAUAACACACACCUCUAUCUCUCUCUCUCUCUCUCUCUCUCUCUCUCUCUCUCUCUCUCUGUCGCUCGCUCUGACAGUCUUGGUUUGGCGGUCGGUGUGCAUAUUUCUGCUUCCUCUGCCCAGUCUCAUUCCCUUCACCCUUCAUACCUGACUGGGUCUCAAUGAGGGAGGGUCCCUGGCUGGUGACCUCAGAUGUUCAUGAUAUCAUGUCACUCAUCUAGUCCAUAUGUCUUUGACUGUAGAGGUAUUAAUAUGUUUAUAUUUAUAUAUGAUUGGUUUAGGAUGUGCUUUUGUAUUUCUAUAAAUUGCUUUUUUAAUUGUGUUUUAAAAAUCUCAUCUGAAAUAUCUAUAAUGCGUCUGUUCUCCACACCGCAGCUGCAGGUGAAUCGUUAAUCUGGACUUAGUUCUCUUGUGAACUAGUAAGAUGAACCAGCAGCUGCUGUUGAAAACAGAUAUGUUAACCAAUAAACUACAAGAGCCAUAAAUGAUGAAUGUUGUGACUUUAUCCAGGAAUCUGUGUGCAAUAUGAGAAAUACAAUCACAUCAGCUUCAUGUCUCUUUAUUCAUACAGUAACCAACUCUUCUGUUCUUAUAUAACACACACACAUAGAUUCUGAAGAUCAAAACACACACCUGGACCACACAGAUGCCAUCUGAUGUUUUGUCUUUCACAAUCCUCAGUCAAAGUUGUAUAACAAAGCCUUGAUGAAAACCAUUUUAAGUCAAAUAGAUCUGGAAAUGGAUCUGUGACAUUGAGCUGAUGCGGUUGUAUUUUACACCGGGAAGUAUUUACAGUCCCUGUUUAGAUGUCUGGAUUGGGUGAAGUAAACAUAUCAGGUUUAUUGUGACCCUGCCUGUUUUGUGUUGACGUGUAGCUCAUUGUUUUGUCAUGUGAGUAGAGUCGAUGUUGUCCUUGUGAUUGGAUGUUGAUUUAGUUGAGCUCUUUCUGUAAGUGUGAUGAUAGACAGAAAGCUCAGAGAUUCAGACGGGAUUUAAACCCACAACCUCCCGCUCGCCCGGCGUCCUCUUAUCCUUCAUUCGUGUCAUCUGUUAUUACAACUACUGCCUCUUGGAUGAACUGGAUGCUGUACUUCCCUUCUUUCCUGAAAACAGGAUCUCAGACGAGUUUGUUGUUGAUUAUUCCGGAUCGUUCUGAACACAUUUGUUGAUUUGUGCUUUGGCCUGAUGAUGUGAAGGGUUGAGCACUGAAUUGGAUUCUUUUCAAAAAUGACAUUGCUUUUUUUAUUCAUCUAUUGAUGACAUUAUUUUGUAAAAUAUGAAUAUUCUGCAUUAGGGUUCAUAAUUCAAGUAAAAACAAUAACUGUUAUUGAAACUCAGUACUGUAAACCGUCAUGAGAGACUUACAACUGAUGUUUGUUUGUGUUUGUGUAUGAACAAGAAGUGAGGAUUUAAUUCAGCUCCAGUGUUUCUCUAGCGCCCCCUACUGACAAUACAACAACAGUACAUACACUGACCUCUAGUCUCUCUCUCUCUCUCUCUCUCUCUCUCUCUCUCUCUCUCUCUCUCUCUCUCUCUCUCCUUAGCAACCGCAUAGCAACACGGUGGUGAAUAUUAAUGUGGAGCCACAUUUGAUUCAGAAAGGGGAAGAUUGUUUUCUUUAGUUUACUGUGAUGUCUGAAAGAUAUUAAUGUGAAGGAAUUCACACUCACAACAUUAUUAUUGGAUUUUUUUAUGACAUAAAAAUGAAGUAAGUAGGGAUAUAUAUUGUAAUAGAAUUUUUCAAGUAGAUUUACUGCCAUCUAGUGGAGAAGAGCCAAAGUGCUUCAUCUUCUGCAGAUGAAAUGUUAUGACUGUUAGUCCUGUAAUAACACACAAUGAAACUUGUUUAUAGGGUUUCUUCUGACAUCAAAGCAGUGAGAUGAAGUUUGAGGAUUUCAUUAAGGAUGAGAUGUAGUUUUAGAUUUGAUGUGACGGUAGAUUAAUGCUGUGUAAAAAUACAUUUAAAUGCACCACCAUCUUAAGAUCAAAUUGUUCAUAUUUCUACUUGUAAUAAUGAAAUUAGAUUUAAAGGUUUUGUUCCUCAGACACUUACAUGAAUGAUAUUUUGAUCCUAACAUUGCCAAACGCACACACACGUGUAAACUUCAUCUGAUGUGAUGAUGUUGAAGCUCACUGUGAGAUCGGAUGAAACGUCUAUAUAGUUUAUUCAACUAAUGAGCCAUAUUAUAGUGAGAUGUUGGAUUCGUGAAUAUUUCAGGUAAUAAAUGUUUAACGUGAUGUUUGUCUUCCUGCCAUCUGCUUGUUUCUAGUUCAUCGUGUCAUUUAAAUCAUAACUCAUGCCAACUCUUUGUAAGCAAUAUCUUCUAGUUUUCUCUCUCUUUUUAUCUGCAGUGAUGAAUUCUAGAUGUUAAUUCAUUGAAGGACUGUGAAAGGAUUGUUGCCAUAGAUAUUCUUCAAUAUUUCAGGUUAAACGUUGAUGUGCCGUUUCCAUGCAUCGCUUCUCUUUGCUCCAUAAUGUCGUGUAGACGCUUCAGGUUUAUGAAUCAAAGCAGGUUUCAUCCAACCUCACAGCAGCUUCUGUCUCGUCCUGAAUAAUGUGAAUGGAUGUUGUUUUAUCUGUUCUUUUCUAUGCAUAUGUUUGUUUGUUUGUUUGUUUGUUUUAUACGGUUUGUCUUGUAAAAAAAGAGAAACUUUUUAUUCAUAAAAGCAUGUUGUAUCCAGUUUACUGUUGUUUAGUUUGUGUUACACACAUUUGUGCUCAACACAACACACAUACAGUAGAGUACAGUAAGAUGACAGAGAUACUGUACAUGUGAUGUCAUCUUCUGUAGUUUGCUGUUGUCAUUUUGGUGAAAACCUCUUUAACAAUCUUGCUUGUUGUAAUUGAAAAGGUUGUUUUUACACCUGGUGAGGAUCUAAGAGAGAGAAGUUGAAUGCUGAUAUUCAGUGGAGUUAUAAUGCACAUCUGCUGCUAUAAGCAACAUGUCUUUACAGCAAAUUGAAAAGAGGAAUUUUUAUAGGUAAUGUUAUCAAUUACAUUUCACUUAUUUAUUUAUUUGCAAUGAUUUGUUUCUUAAGUUGGCACAGCUGGAUAAAGCAGGAAAACUUUAAGUAAACAUGAGGAUCAAAUCUGCUUUUAAGAGCAAUAUUGAAAAAUAUCUUAUGAGAUUAUAAAAUAAGUAGGAGUUUAAUCGGAUGAUAUAUUGUUACUCUCUUCUACGUAGUGUGUUUGACUGCAUAAUAAAGUUUAGGUUUAGUUAUUAUUGUGUAGUAUUGCAGCAAUGCCACUUUAGUGUGUCUGUGUUGUUAUCAUUCAAUGAUUUCUUUCUCUGCUCUUAUAAUAAAUCGAGGUCCCUCUUUUAA